AUGGUGCAAUUACGAUCCCUUCUCUCCCUGACAGCGAUUGCCCUACCUCUCGUUACCGCCGCCUCAGAUGUCGUGAACCUGAUUCCCUCCAACUUCGAUAAAGUUGUGUUCCAGUCCAACAAACCUGCCCUAGUUGAAUUUUUCGCUCCCUGGUGUGGUCACUGCAAGAACCUUGCCCCAAUCUACGAGGAGCUGGCAACUGUCUUCGCUGCCAGCGGCGACAAAGUCACCAUCGCCAAUGUCGAUGCAGAUAAGCACAAGGAUCUUGGAAAGAGAUUUGGAGUUCAGGGAUUUCCAACAUUGAAAUGGUUUGAUGGCACACCAGGAGCCGAGCCACAAGAAUACAGUGGCGGCCGUGAUUUGGAGAGUUUGACCAACUUCAUUGUCGAGAAGACCGGGUUCAAGGUCAAGGGUCCAAAGAAGGCUCCCAGCCACGUUGAGAUGUUGACCGAUACCACAUUCGAGCAAGAGGUUGGUGGAGACAAAGAUGUCCUGGUCGCUUUCACAGCUCCAUGGUGUGGGCAUUGCAAAUCACUUGCCCCAACCUGGGAGAAGCUUGCCGCUGACUUCGCCUCCGAGCCAAAUGUCAUUAUCGCGAAGGUGGACGCCGAAGCCGAGAAUUCCAAGGCCACUGCCCAAGCUCAAGGAAUCACAGGCUACCCUACGAUCAAGUUUUUCCCCAAGGGAUCUACAGAGCCUGAACCAUAUAGCGGUGCACGGAGCGAAGAUGCUCUUGUCGAAUUUGUCAACUCAAAGGCGGGCACAUACCGAGUCGUCGGUGGUGGUUUGAACUCUCAGGCAGGAACCAUCGAGGUCAUCGACAACGUUCUUGCUAAAUACGUCACUGCGAACGGUCUGAAGGAUGUGGAAAAGGCUACCGCGGAAGUCAAAAAAGUUGCAAAGGACCUGAAGGACAAGUCGGUCAAUUACUAUCUCCGAGCCAUCGCUAAAUUGACCGGCAACCCAGAGUACGCCAUGAAGGAACAGACCAGACUUGCCGGUCUUCUGAAAAAGGGAGGACUGGCCCCUGAGAAGAUUGACGACCUUCAGAAGCGUAGCAACAUUCUCUCCAAAUUUUUGAUCAAGGAUGAGGUUAAGAGUGAAUUGUGA
Rhinocladiella mackenziei CBS 650.93 is the source of this 1110-nucleotide messenger RNA. Its product is annotated as protein disulfide-isomerase domain. Gene Ontology annotation, cellular component: endoplasmic reticulum. Lineage: Eukaryota; Fungi; Ascomycota; Eurotiomycetes; Chaetothyriales; Herpotrichiellaceae. Gene Ontology annotation, biological process: protein folding. Gene Ontology annotation, molecular function: protein disulfide isomerase activity. The record is from RefSeq and is a predicted model, not a curated record. The transcript has 2 exons. The coding region runs from base 1 to 1110 and encodes 369 amino acids.